This is a messenger RNA of Schistosoma rodhaini, 858 nucleotides long. The record is from the annotation of a GenBank genome assembly. NCBI's taxonomy places the organism in Eukaryota, Metazoa, Platyhelminthes, Trematoda, Strigeidida, Schistosomatidae.
CGUGAGGUGUGACUUCGAAGUUAGCUUGUUCGUUACACCGUUGCCGUCUAACUCGAGAAGGCCUCCAAUCAUUCGACAAAGAUAAUUAACGUUGAUGGUCUACACAGGAACAUGCGAACCGGUGCACUGCAGGCUGAAAUGUAAACGGUAAAUAAUGAAUUAGUUGUAGUAUACCUCAGUCCAGAAUGUGCAGUAGAUGACUUCCUCUUAUGAAAACUUAAUUCCUGGUGAAAUACGAGUCAAAGCCCCAUAGUAGUGUAGCGGUAAAUAAAUCCAAAAAAUAAGUAGUUCUAGGAUAUUUUCGACGUAAAAGAUGUUGAUAAGGACGGAAAAAAGUUUGACAAAGUGUCAAGAUUGUUUUGUGAAAGUGAAUCAUUCAAAAUGGGAUUGAUUUUGGAUAUUCAUGCCUUAAUAUAUGGUCUUUCAAAGGGUGACAAGUUUCGAAUGGUGCUUACCAAAACAUUGUUGAAUGAACUUGGGACGGAUGCUGACGAUGAUGAUGAAGACGAUGCAGCAGAUGAGACUGAUGAGAAGCUAGCGAACAGCAAGAUGGCGGAGUUCGAUUAUGUUUGUUACGGGAAGAUUUAUCGGAUAGAAACCCAAGAUAGUGGAGUUGAUGCAAGUAGAUUGUCAUGUUAUGUAUCCUUUGGUGGAUUACUCAUGCAACUGACAGGAGAUGCCAGUAAUUUGCAAGGUUUCCGAGUCGGGAAACACUUGUAUUUAAUGAUAAAAAAGUUGGCAUUUUGAAUUCAUUGUUAUCUUUAAUUGUACAUAUAUCAUCAAGUUUCUCAUCCGUAAAAAAAAACAAAGUCAGAAACCUAAUAUUUUUAUUGCAAAAAUUUCCCUGCUGUAUUUUCC